AUGAGACGGGGACGUCCACAAAGAAACAAUCCAAAUCUCAAUGACAACACCGGGAAUGAUGCAGAAGCAAAUGUUGGCGAUGGAAACUUAAUACAAAAUUUGAUUACUGCACUCCAAGGUUUUGUCCAACAGCAAACUCAAGUGCAUAAUCUUCCUAACAAUGCACCGGCUCAAAUACAAACCAAUCAAGUGAUUGAGCAGUUCCGUCGUUAUGCACCUCCAAGAUUUGAUGGAAAGAGUGGGCCGUUAGCACUUGAGGAGUGGGUGAUGGAAUUGGAAAGGAUAUUUGAGCACAUAGAGUGUGCUGACGCGCACAAAGUGUCCUGUGCAACUUUCCAAUUCACUGAAGAUGCCGGUCAUUGGUGGAGGUCGUAUAAGAAUGGAAUGACUGAGGCUCAGCGUCAAGGACUUACUUGGAAUAGGUUCAAGGAAGUUGUAAUGGACAAGUAUUUCCCACGUUCGUACCGAAAUCAAAAGCAAGCAGAAUUCCUGGAUCUCAAACAAGGAACCAUGUCAGUCACAGAAUACGAGAGAAAGUUCAAUCUUUUGGCUCGCUAUGCUACUCGUAUGGUGAAUACUGAGGAUCUUAAGGCUGAUCGGUUCUUAAGAGGGCUUCGACCUGAAAUUCGGGGUAUUUUGGCGGGACAAGAGAUUGUGGAUUAUGGAUUGGCGGUGAGACGAGCUCACGAGGUAGCAACUGGUUUGGAGACUGAUGUUGUGCCAUUCAAAGCUGGAGACAACAGUGGGAAGAGAAAGUUUGACAUCAGUAACAAGGGGAAGGAAAACUUUCCAAAUAAGAAGAUAGGAGAAGUACGUCCAGGAGGAGCACAGCGACCUCAGUGCCCGGAAUGCAAGAAGUUUCACGCAGGCAAGUGUCUGUGGAACAAAGGAGUUUGUUUUAAUGUGCUGAGCCGGGACAUUUUGCAAAUACAUGUCCUAAAGGAAGAGCGAAUGAGCCAAGAACUGGAGGAAAUGCACGAUUGUUUGCUUUAACACAGCAGGAGGCUGAAGGAAAUGAUGGAACUAUGUCAGGCGAGGAGCAGGGAGAUGCGUGAUGGAUGUGUGUGGUGCUUAGGAUAUUUUAAUCAUGCUUUCUAUAGUAUCAUUAAAGACUCUUUGUUGGGUAAGAAAAAUUUAGGAUUUGAAGUAAGUUUAUUUUGACGGUAAAGUUUAAGAAUUUCUAGUGAAUCAUAUUUGACUUUCUUAUAUAAAGUUAGGUACUUUGAUAAAUUAGUGUUAUGUUUUCAAUCUAGUGUGUAUGGUAUUUUUCUAAAAAUGAUAUUUGGUUGUUUUACCUUCGAUUAUUAGGUUCUCUACAGGGUUUUGAAAUUAGAUUAUUUGAGUUUUCAAUAUUUUUACGAAAAUACUAUAUGAUAUUUAAUUAGAUCAAAGUUUAUAUUUAGGGUGUUACAUUUAGUGGUAUCAGAGCAGGUCUACGUUUCUGUAGACUU
This is a messenger RNA of Salvia miltiorrhiza (redroot sage), 1451 nucleotides long. RefSeq lists its product as uncharacterized. Bases 1 to 993 code for a protein of 330 amino acids. NCBI's taxonomy places the organism in Eukaryota, Viridiplantae, Streptophyta, Magnoliopsida, Lamiales, Lamiaceae. The transcript is spliced from 2 exons. The record is from RefSeq and is a predicted model, not a curated record.